Messenger RNA from Chelonoidis abingdonii (Abingdon island giant tortoise), 1467 nucleotides. It is a transcript of the gene CLDN5, whose product is annotated as claudin 5. The record is from RefSeq and is a predicted model, not a curated record. Gene Ontology annotation, molecular function: structural molecule activity. Lineage: Eukaryota; Metazoa; Chordata; Testudines; Testudinidae. Gene Ontology annotation, cellular component: membrane; bicellular tight junction.
CAUGUCCGCCCUGCCCGCCCUGCGGCUUCAAAUAGAGCCCCGCGAGCCGCCGGCUGGCACUCGCAACCUGAGCCGGCUCCAGAGAAAGCGCGAAGCCACUGGCAGCGGAGUCCCGAGCAGCUCGUGAAUCCAGGGGAGCAAAAUGACCUCGGCAGCGCGGGAGAUCCUGGGCCUGGGGCUGUGCAUCGUGGGCUGGGUGGGGGUCAUCCUGGCCUGCGGCUUGCCCACAUGGCAGGUGUCCGCCUACAUCGACGGCCACAUCGUGGUGGCGCAGACCACCUGGGAGGGGCUGUGGAUGAACUGUGUGGUGCAGAGCACCGGGCAGAUGCAGUGCAAACUCCACGACUCCAUCCUGGCGCUGGAUCCCCACAUGCAGGCGGGCCGGGCGCUCACCGUCCUGGUGAGCCUGCUGGGCCUGGUGGGGCUGAUGGUGACCGUGGUGGGGGCCCAGUGCACCACCUGCGUCCGAGCUGGCAAGGCCAAGUCCUGGAUCGUGAUGGCCGGCGGGGUCCUCUACAUCCUCUGCGGGGUGCUGGUCCUCAUCCCCGUCUGCUGGUUCGCCAACAUCAUCAUCAGCGGCUUCUACGACCCCAAAGUGCCCAACUCCAUGAAGCGGGAGAUGGGGGCCGCGCUCUAUAUCGGCUGGGCGGCCACGGCCCUGCUGCUCCUGGGGGGCAGCCUGAUUUGCUGCUCCUGCUCCUGCCCCGGGGACGGCGAGAACACCUUCUCGGUCAAGUACUCGGCCUCCACCCGGCGGCCCACCUCCAACGGGGAGUACGACAAGAAGAACUACGUCUGAGGGGCCGGGCUGCGGCUCCCAGCCGGACCCAGAGCAGCCCCUGCCCCCUGCCCUGUGCCCGGCUUCCGCCCCGGUGAUGCUUGAAAUGACUCGGCGGGGAGGCGAGCUCUGAACUGGACUGUGCGCAGGUACCGCUCAGUGGCACAAGACCAGCCCGGCUGCGCCCUGGAGCUCGCCCUUGCUUGAGCCUUACAAACAUUAAUCAAAAAGGACCCCCGGCGUGAAUUCGGGCUCCCUUCCCCACUCCUGUCUCCUCCGGGAUGAGCGGUAAACCGGCCGGGCAUCCAAUGGCCGGCACCGCUUCGCCUUAACUGGAAAGGGGGUGGUUUGCUUUGAGAUGUAUGCUAUGUAACGUGAAAGCGAGCUAACCCAUUACUGCAGGAAUACGGACCACAGAGCAGGUGCUCAGGGGUUUUGUGUUUGUUUUAAACUACUUUGUGACUAAUUACAAACCCGCACCUGCGUAUUUAAUGUGAUGAUUAUUACUGCUGCCCCAAAAAUGACCUAUGGAAUUGUUUAUGUAUCAUUAGAGAAUAAGAUAAAGUCUGCGUUCUCCAUCCGAUUGUGGAGAAAUGAGAACUCUCUUAAAACAAAGCCUCCUAAGCUGCGAAUUCAUCUCCCUAGCUGGGGAAUCACCCUUCCCUUACUGUCUUUUUAUUAUUAUUAUU